Molecule: messenger RNA, 9760 nt
Organism: Nerophis ophidion (straightnose pipefish)
Lineage: Eukaryota; Metazoa; Chordata; Actinopteri; Syngnathiformes; Syngnathidae
Gene: stard9
Product: StAR-related lipid transfer (START) domain containing 9
Exons: 30
Coding region: 776-9430 (2884 amino acids)
Biological process (GO): microtubule-based movement
Molecular function (GO): lipid binding; ATP binding; microtubule motor activity
Source: RefSeq, a predicted model, not a curated record
CCCUCAGGAAAAUUAAAAUGCAACAAUAUUUCCUCCUCAAAAGACAACCAAAGCCCAGUGUCUAGCAAUCCUGUCAUUCACAGGCCGACAUUCAUCCACUGUUAAAAGAAAAGGUGAUGUAACACAGUGGUGAACAUGCCCUUUCCCAACUACUUUGGCACGUGUUGCAGCCAUGAAAUUCUAAGUUAAUAAUAAUUAUUUAAAAAAAAAAGUUUAUGAGUUUGAACAUCAAAUAUAUAGUUUUUGUUGCAUAUUUAAUUGAAUAUGGGUUGAAAAGGAUUUGCAAAUCAUUGUAUUCUGUUUAUAUUUACAUCUAACACAAUUUCCCAACUCAUAUGGAAACGGGGUUUGUAAAUAAAAUAAUGCACAUAACUAAUCGUCAAAAAAAAUAGGCAUAUAUUUUUUUAAAUAAAAGCAAGCUAUACAUUAUGAAUAAAAACUUAUCAAUUAGCAGCAAUGUUAUACAUAAACUCAAAUGACUACAAAUGAAAAUAUCAAUAAUGGGCGGAGUCCCCCCCUUUGUGGGCGGAGUCUUGAUCCAGCAUCAUCCCCGCCCUUCUGUGCUCUGGCAGCCCAGCAGGAAGCUUCACUUCUCGGCUCUGACUUUUGUGUGGAGCCGCUCUCACCUCCGAGACAUGGCUUGAGCGCGCGUCCCUUUUUUCGCUUGUGGUGAACAGCCAUGGUGGAAGGUCGCGGUCAGGCCGCUUUGUUUGGACUACUUUCCCGGCGUCUUUCGUGACAACUUCUGCCCCGAGAAGAGGCGCGGGAGGGCGGCAUGGCAAACAUCAAAGUCGCGGUUCGAGUGCGUCCACUGAGCGCGAGGGAAAGUAGUGAAGGAGGACAAGUGGCUCUUCAUGUGGAGGACAACAAGUUUGUGAGGAUCCAAAAUGUCAAGCUGGACGGACGCACGGACCACACCUUGGACUCCAGGGAGAAACUUCUGGAGUUCUGUUUCGACUACUGCUACUGGUCGGUGUACCCAGAGGACCCCCACUGUGCAUCACAGGAGGAGGUGUUCCAAGACCUGGGUGUGUCGGUGCUGGCCGCAGCGUCCCAGGGAUACAACGUGUGUCUGUUUGCUUACGGCCAGACGGGAUCCGGAAAGACUUACACCAUGAUGGGAACACCGGACUCCACUGGUUUGACUCCUCGCAUCUGUCAGGGCCUUUUUAGGUCUCAGGAUCCACUUCCCGACGGGCAGAACUCGAGCAGAGUGGAGAUCAGUUUUUUGGAGAUCUACAAUGAGCGAGUCAGAGACCUGCUCGGAGGUGGCGAGCAGAAGAAGAGAGCCUCGCUAAGAGUCCGAGAACAUCCUGAUAAAGGACCCUACGUGCAAGACCUGUCGCAGCAUGUGGUGUCAGACAGCAAGCAGGCCGUGCAGCUGCUGGAGGCUGGAAUCGCCAAUCGCAUCACGGCGGCCACACACAACCACCACGCCAGCAGCCGCUCCCACGCCAUCUUCACCCUGCAGUACACUCAGGCAAGACUAGAAAACAACCGUCCCUCAGAAACCGUCAGCAAGAUCAACCUGGUGGACCUGGCUGGAAGCGAGAGAGCAGAUGCCAGCUCCUGCAGGGACCGACUGACCGAGGGCUCCAACAUCAACAAGUCUCUGGUCACGCUGGGCAUCGUCAUCUCUGCCCUGGCCCAGAACUCCCAGAUGUCCAGCAGCUGCCAGAGCAUCAACAGCAUGGCGUCCGAGGGCGAGGGCAGCACUGUGGGCAGCACUGUGGGCAGCACUGUGGGCAGCACUGUGGGCAGCACUGUGGGCAGCACUCUGUCUGGAGGAGGAGGGAGGAGACACUGCUUCAUCCCCUACAGAGACUCUGUGCUCACCUGGCUGCUGAAGGACAGCCUGGGGGGCAACUCCAAAACCAUCAUGAUCGCAACUGUGUCUCCCUCUGCUAACUGCUACAACGAGACCCUCAGCACCCUGCGCUACGCCGCCCACGCCAGAAACAUCGUCAACAAGCCCCGGGUGAACGAGGAUGCCAACGUGCGGCUGAUCAGGGAGCUCAGGGAGGAGAUCGACAGGCUGAAGAACAUGCUGCUCAACUUUGAAACGCAGCGUGAUCUCAGUCCGUCCCUGAGUGACGGGAGGGAAGGAACGCUGUCGGACAUUGUGCUGCAAAAUGAACUGAAGGUGGAUCAGCUGACCAAGGACUGGUCUGAGAGUUGGGGGGACAAGGAGGAGCUUCUGGAGCGGUACAGCGUCCACAUGGACCGUCCAGCAGGGGUCCUCGUCAACUCUCUGCAGCCGCACCUGCUGGCCUUGGAUGGAGACGUCCUGAGCACCGGCGUGGUCUUCUACCACCUCACGGAAGGACUGACCCGCAUUGGACCUCGCGGCCAGUUUAAAGAACCACAAAUUGUUCUUCAGGGCGGCGCUAGCUGCGAGGUGGAGAACGACGGAGGCGUGGUCACCCUCAGACCGCUGCCGGGUUGCGUGUGCCUUAUUGACGACAGGGAAGUCUCCGAGCCCUGCAGACUGGCGCAAGGAGCGGUCAUCACCUUGGGAGGGCUUCAUAAAUUUCGCUUCAACCACCCGGCAGAGGCGGCCGCCCUCCUGGAGCGCAGGCGGGCGAGUGAAGGUGGCAUGACCUGCACCAACCUUGAAUUUGGCCCUCAGACCCCUAACCUAAGCAGGGAGGAAGCUCCAGCAAAGGUCCAAGGGCAGCCGGGCGAGGAGUCCUCUGCCAGGCAGCGUCUGGAGGAGCAGCAGCGCUACGUGGAGGGUUUGCGCCAAGAGAUUAGUUCGGAGCAGAAACGGGCUGAAAGGGAGCUGGAGAGGGAUCAGGCUCACAUCCGACAGCAGCACAGUGAGAUCCACCAGUGGAUCCUGCAGGAGAAAUGUCACUGCUUAGAAGUGGAGGAGAAAGUCACCCAAGAGCUCGGGGUUCAAACUGACCCUCUUCUGGAGCAGCUGACGCGGCUUAUGUCCGACAGUCAGACUUCUGGAUGUCCGUCCCUAAUUGUCGGGGCUAGGAAGAAAGCCGUCCAAGAAGAGUUACUGAAGCAUCACGCACUGCGCCGCGCUGAGAGCCGCCUCCGUCGGAAAAAGCUGCAGUUCCAGCUGGAGCGGAUCGCCCGUAAGCGCCAUCUGUUGGAAGCCAAGCGGGAAUUGCAGCGUUUGGAAAAGGCCUUGCCGCCUGGAUUAGACACCCCUGACUUCCCCCCAGUGAAGCCAAAAGAACUUGUUUCCCGAAGAUAUUCCUUCUCAACGGACCUUGUGUCUCGACUCUACCCCCAGCACACCCCAAUAUUCAGACAUUUUCUCAAAAGGAAUAAGUCCACCGAGCUGACUCCGAACACUUCUUUUCAAUGCUUAAGCAGCAGGAAGUGGGUUUCAGACGAGUGCCUCAAUUGGGAAAGAUCUCAGAGUUGUUCUGGGGCUCUCCCCUCAAGACUGCACCAUGGACAAGGGAAAUCUUCUGAAAAUGUGGUACUAACAAGUAAGGAGGAGACCCCUAAUCAGCUACGUAAACCACUGUUACCGCAAAGAGACUUGUCUUUCAAAAACAGAUCAGGCGUACCCACGACGCCAAAGACACCAAUUCGACUUCCAAUGCAGCCUCUUGGCAAAGAAAACCUAGGAUCCAAAACAAACAUUCAAAAUUGUUUAACCCGAUCCCAUUCAUGGGAGAACAGAGAAGGACUGACUAGUUGUGUGGCGCCAGAAGUAAAACCUGCUAUGUCCAAAAUGUCCGGAGAACAGCCGUCAAGUGGAGAGCCCAAAGAUGAGAGGCAUCGUUUUCACUGGAGGCAUUCGAGAGAUACGAGCCAAGAAGAUUCUAGCAUGAUGAGCGCAAGUAGCAUUAAAGCAGCUGUCUCGUGCGGGGAGCUUGAACACGAGAGUCUGAUCAAAGGUGUUGGUCAGCGACGGUGGAACAGCACUGAGACCAUCCAGACCAGCAAAUGGGUAGAGAGACAUCAGGGAUUGGUCAGAUGUGAGGAAGGCGCAUCGGAAGCGUCAGAUCCUGAGAGUCUUUUCUCUCUCGAUUCUUUAUCGUCGGCCUAUGCAACGGCUCUCGCGGAGCAGUUGAAACGUGAAGAGAGCGAGCCCGAGAGUGAAGCCAGCGACAUAUCCAAAGACUCUUUGGUUGCGGAUUGCCGACUAAACUCUGGAGGGAAGAACUUCUGCCAAAAAGUGGUUCCGACAUACUCAUUGGUGACUGAUCCGCCACACUCCUGCAGGAAACAGUGCGGCAGUUCUCAAAAACCAAAGCUUGUUACUACAGAGUUGGACUGGAACCAGCAAGGCUCCUCUAAAGAAAUACCAGAAAACACUUCAUUUCAACAUUUGGGAGAGAAAGAGGUCGUUCAAUCGUUGGUUGACGGUAACGAGGGGUCUGAAAACCUGCCGCCGCUUACGGAUGCUCAGUUUGCUUCGGUUUCAGUGGAUAGUACCAGAAUCUGCAAAGAUUUAACAUAUCCACGUCAGGGAGAAAAAAACUUUGGCAGCUCCAGAGUGACCCUUUCUGGUGGUUUGUGCUCAUCCGUAGAUUGUGGUUCAGAAUCUAGUUGCACUGGAGGUUUAAAACUGCAUGAGACUUCAGGAGGAAGUUUGAUAUCAGAGAAAGAACAGUCAGACAAAGGGCCAUCUUCCGCCAUAUUGGAAACUAAGUUCAAAGAUUGCGGUCCAAUGCCCUGUUGUGACAUGCUCACUGCUGGUGACUUGCAUCGUUUAGCAAACCCAAAUCCUACUACGCAAAGGACAGUGAAUGCGUGCCUCACAGCAUCGCCUGAAGAUGACGUAUCAUGCAAUUUAAACUGUGCAGCAGAAUCAUUGCGGUCUGAGUUGGGGAAGACUGCAUACGGAACAGGAAUUGGAUCAUUGAAAGACACAGAAACCAAAGAUGACAGGGCCAUCCAUUCACCUCAGUGGGAAUCAUCUUCCAGGAAGAGGAAUAAGGAUGAGCAGGAAGCUUUCCCAGGUAGCCUAAAGAUUCCAAAAAGAAGCCCUUCUUUAAUUAGCAACCAGGAAAACACCUGGUCUGUUAAUAACAACAGUAACUCUUGUAACUGCAAAGAAAAACAUGGAAUUAAAUCGCCGGAUUCUAAUGACGUGCCUUUGUCAUUUGAGCACUGUGGGCUUCACUCUCAGAACAGCUCUUCUAUGAGAAGAGAUGAGGAAUUUGAUUCUGUAGUAGAGAAAAUCGCGGGUUCUCCAAUCGACUACACCAGAAGGAAACAUGUUUGUCAGGCUGAAGCCAUUUGCAGCGCCAUUGACAUGAGAAUCUCCAAAGUGGUAAAAGAACACUCGAAUCUGUCGUUGACUAGCAACAACAGAAGCUACUGUAGUCAGAACCCGGCAGCCGGAAUACCACAAAACCAACUGCGAGAGGACAGAAGCCCUCAAGCGAAAGGUGUGGUCAACAACAUACUCCUGCUGGUGGAUCAUGCAAAGACAUCUUUUGACUCUACAUCAACCAAUUCUGAUAAAAACCCGACUGACCAAGACAACUCCAGCAGCUGCAUCUUCCGAACAACAAGAAAUGACGGGCAGGACGAUUACACAAGUCAACAAAAUAUAACAAAGGAGCUUUUUGUUGAGGUGACUGAUUGUUCCAGAGGAGGAGGCUGCUCUGGGACUUUGGAUUCCGGGACCUCAAAAUUAGCUUCUGAUGGAUUCCAUUUCACACCACUCAAGCUUCACAGAGAAACCACUCCCACAGGGAUUGAAGCCUAUGUCGUGCAGUCAAAUAGUAAAGCUGCGACUUGUGUGGUCAAUAGGAAUUGUCAAGGAUUCUCACAGUGCGUGCACGAAGACAGCAAAGCUCCUUGCAUGUCUGAAUGUGAAGACAAAGCGCCGACCAAGCGAUCUGAAGCACACAUCCCAGAGAGCUUUGCCCUGUCGGAAGAUGAAAAGAGUAUCAGAACAAGGGAUUUUUUUCCAGCAGGUAUGCUUAAAAACAUCAAAUCCAAAAGGUUUAGGCGGUCCAAGAUACAGCCUCGUUCGUCCUCUGAUUCCUCUUGCAAGUCAUCCGAUGAAGACCAAGACCAAACCACUACGCAGCUUAAGCUUCGACCGAAGAAGCAGUCGAAUGGAAAUAAUUCCAAAGUGAAGUCUAAAAUCGAGGCAAUAAAGGAUGCCGUAGUACCCCGAAAAAGACUCUCGUUACCUCUACAAGCAUUGCCACCAAGGACAAAUGUAGAAAAAUCAACAAAUAAUGCGCUCAUGCAUUUCGCAUCAAGUGACAUCAACCCUUUCAUUCGUCAGUGGCAAGAUGGCGAGCAGCGCCUUCAGUGCUGCAAGAACCCCGCCUUCGGAAGUGCCGCCGACCUAUCCUAUAAAUCCCCGCUUUUAACCAGUACCGAAAAACGCAUAACGAGGUGCUCCAGCGUUGAUAACGGCUUAAACAGGCAGAAUUCUCCCUACGUUUCCCAUUUGAGCACCUAUGCCACCAGCAAGGUGCUUUCCAGCACACUGAGCAGCAUUGAGGACUAUAAAAACCAAACCAACAAAACUUUACACUCCGCAGCCUGUCCUUGUUCAUCUCAUCCAAGAGUCCACAUCACCACAUCCAGUGACCAUGCACCAAAACGUUUUGCUAACGACUCCUGUCAUGUGGAUAAAAUGUUUUCCUGCUCAUCUGACCCAGAGUCAAGCCAAAGAAGUACCAAUGAGCAAGCCACUCAGACCGGGUUGGUCCUGCCGCCUAGUCAGACAAACCGAGCUCCACAAAGAAAGGAGCGUCACAAAAGAAGCCACACAGAUGUACCAAAAGCCAAAGAAGGAAUAAACGAGUCCUCGACGUGGACAAGUAUGGAAAGCAUGUCAGUUCACCUCUCGAAAUUGAUCCGUAGCACCUCCGACCUGCUAGGAGAUGUCCAGGGAAUGAGAACAGGUCGCAUGUUGAAUCUACGAAGAAGUCCAGCCCUCUCAAAUAUCAGCCACAGUUGGACUGAAGACCAUUCCAAAAAAGACUGCGCCACUGAAACGGUUAUGGAUGUCGGGAUACAGACCGAAAUACCUUUGACACAAGCACACACAGAAGGCCAUCAGAGGUCCGAAAGUCACGAGCUUACCGUGACGUUGAGAGUGAUAGGAGCUGAGGUGGUGAAAACUGAGACUGAUGACAAUAUGCUGACUACAACGGACCCUAAAAGGCCGGUCAUACAAUCUGGCAACGCUACUGUUGGACAUCGGAGGCUCAGAUCUGCUCCUUCUAGAAGCACAAAGAAAUGCAUGCUUGCUGAGACACCAGACUAUCAGACUGAAAACAGGUGCAGACCAAACGGAAGCCACAUAAUCCCACCUGUUAUGAACUCUACAUCAAAAAGUCCAGUUACCUUCACAGAUCGGGCAUCAUCACCGAUACUCACAGUGGGGGUUCAGCAGCAGGUCACCCCGGGAGGAAAGGAUGGUCAAAAGGACCACGCCUCAGAUGAGGAUAGCUUUACUAAAUCUUCUUGCAGGUCGUCAUCUGUUUCAUUAAAGCCCAAACUAGACUGUGACGUUUGCUCAGAAACUUCGGAAUCAUUGGAGAUGAUCAGGAAAAUUAGCCUCAAAGACUCUGAAGAAUGCUCCCCAAACCUUAGCUGGCCACUGGAGAAGAGGACUACUAAUCACGAAGACAAAGGGAACGCCCAUUGUCAAGUCACACGGCACUGUGUCACAUCGGUUUUUUCUCUGCCGAAAAACCCCUCUGUCAGUGGUCCCAUCAGACAAUCUCAGAGAUCAGAAGUCGUACCCUGUGACCUUGCCUGUGCUCGUUCUACAAUCAUCAACAAAACCGAUGACGCGGCAUCACUCACAGCGAGCGAGUGCAGCACCGACAUCCUGCUGAACACCAAACCGUUUGCAACCGUGUCCGUCUGUCAGGAGCAAGUGCCCGAGGACCUUCCAAUGCACAACAAGUUCACCAACUGGUCCGGUAUCACCCUACAGCAAUCAAGUUGCUCUAGUUUUGCCUCUAACUCGGCCAUGCAGUCUGACCUACGGUCGAUGGAAAUCGAGAGGCUGAGGAAGGAGAGAGAGCAGGUGAUGGCUUCCGUCAACCUCAGCGCCAACGCCGUUCCGCUGACCGUGGAGCUCGCCGAGGCCAAGCUGCAUUACGGCCGUGGAGAGACAGACACGCUCCUCAAGAUGAUGUCGCCGAGGUCCAAAGAAGAGCUGGAGCAUCCCACGUCCAGCCCGACCAAACAACACUUUGGUCUCAGACAUAGUUUAAGCGUUGAGGGUUUGCGGGAAAGGAAAGAAGAGCAAUCUCAAGUGAACUGUCGAGCUCGAAGUCUCAGCCCCUGCAAAGAUGACCACUUGUCACCUCAGGACAAAAACCAGGUGCAGCAGACGAAGCCUGAGGUCACCAGGUGUCAGACAAAACAAGGUCCAGUAAGAAGUGACAUAGAGCAGCUGCUACGCGAUUACAGUCGCGCCCGCCAGGAAACCAUGACAGAGAUCGCAAAAGCCCGGGAACGACUACGUGAGAGGACGGAGGAAGAGAAGAGGAAGCUUCAGCAGCAGGUUUUAUCUGCGGAAGUGAAGGAGGACCCCCGGCAUCGGACCAGGAUCAGCAACAGCACCUUAUGCACCGGCUCAAGUCUGAGCUUGUCGUCUGGACCAACUUCAGGUUACAACAGCGGCAACACUCUGCAGCAUGGCCAAGCACAGACCACUGCUUUCCUGGAGGAAGACCUGAAUGUCCGCUCACCCCCUGCAGUGUGUGGUCCUCAAGAUGUUGAGCUUCACGCCUCCACGUGGGAGCCUCUGAUGACCUCAUCGCCUCCAGCUUUGGCCGCCUCCUUUGGCUCCUCCCCCUCGCUCCCCGCCACCUACCAGGACAUCACGACGGGCCUGCUCAGCCGCGCUCUGGCUGAGGUGCGACUCGCAGCCUCGGGGGAUUUGAGCAACCUGGUGAAGGGGAAGGUCUCUGCUGGCUGGAGACACCAGGGAGAGGAGCGAGGGAUCCAGGCCUACUACAGACCCUCCUCCAGGCCCUCAGUCCACGCCUUCUUGGCCGCCGGGGAGCUGGACGCACACCUGGAGCGUCUGUGGGAUGUCGUCUGCCAGCCGUCCAAGAGUCCGGCGUACAACCGUUCCAUCCGCACCGCCUGGUCUCGACCACUAGAUGGCAGCACUCAACUGGUCUACAUCCUCACAGAACCUUCCAGCUGCCACCUCAGCCGUCCGCGAGAUUUCUGCUGCAUCAGCGCCGAGUCCAAGCAGGGCGGCGUGCACCUGAUGGCCAUGCAGUCGGCGUUAGACAAGUCCCUGCCGCGUGCCGGCGUGGAGGCCGUCCGGGGCGAGAUGAUGCCCAGCUGCUGGCUCCUGCAGCCCGUCAGACGCGGCGGGCGCGAGGUCACCAGGGCCGUCUACCUGCUGCACGUCGACCUAGGAUCGCCGUCUUUACCGUCGCAGCUCUUGAGCUCAGUCGCCAGGGGACACGCCGCCGUCGUGGCUGCCCUCGCCAACUUUGCAGACAUGUGAUGAGACGUCAGCUGUGAGCACUUAAGACCUUGGAGACUUUUUUUUUUUUCUCCUCUUUACUCAGGCAGCCUGUUUUGGAUGGCUUCCAACAAUCUUAAUGGCAGUUUACCAAAACACUUGUUUGAAGUACACUUGGUGUACAAGCUGAAGACAAUCACUACCAAGGAGAAAAAUAUAAACUUUUUGGCUGUCAUGUCAGUAAUAUCACAGUUAUUGAUAACCACGUGGGCGUUUAAAUACACUUAAUGGAGGGCAGGAGGACUGCACACUGAUAAAUGAAAGCAUACGGUGGCACCUUUUGAUAUAUAUAUAUAUAUAUAUAUAUAUAUA